Molecule: messenger RNA, 3852 nt
Organism: Talaromyces amestolkiae
Lineage: Eukaryota; Fungi; Ascomycota; Eurotiomycetes; Eurotiales; Trichocomaceae
Exons: 12
Coding region: 1-3852 (1283 amino acids)
Molecular function (GO): ATP binding; nucleic acid binding
Source: RefSeq, a predicted model, not a curated record
AUGCCUUUUGGUCCUCGAAAUCCCUUCCUCACGACGGAAGAUGAUGACAUCCCGCUCGACACAUUCGAUCGAGAGCUUCUGGCUCAGCUUGGGGAGCGAGAUUCUCAACCGGUAGCCACAGGAAGAGGAGCUUUGCUGCGCCGGUUUACGGAGGAUUCCGUCUCUCCUGUAUCCCCAGCCAUAGGCCAGUACUCCAGCUCUCCGGAUACAUCGUUCCAAUCGAGCCCGUUGCUGCAGUACUUCAGACCAAGUCAGCCUCAAAUCGCUUCGACGCCAGGUUUCUCGGAGUAUCAGUAUGUGCCCGCUCAACUUAGCGACAGGUCAGAGCACACGAAAGACAGUUAUUCGAGCAGAAAAGGGCCAUCAACAUCCCCUUCAUUACCUCGUCAGAUAUCGUUCAGUCACGCGCCACCUGUAGUCCAAGGCAUUCAUCUGAUCGAAACUAAGACACUCCCAGAUCGUUUCCGUGCACUCUUCCCUUACCCCCUUUUUAACGCGGUGCAGUCAAAGUGUUUUCACCAUGUGUAUGACAAUGACUACAAUGUUGUCGUAUCUGCUCCAACAGGAAGCGGCAAAACUGUUAUUAUGGAGCUUGCAAUUUGCCGUUUGGUCAACAACUUGAAAGAUGGCCUCUUCAAGCUGGUGUAUCAGGCUCCGACAAGAGCGUUGUGCUCUGAAAGGUUCCGUGAUUGGUCCAAGAAGUUCACUUCGUUAGGGCUAUCAUGUGCCGAGUUGACUGGUGAUACUGAUUAUGCUCAGUCGCGACUGGUGCAGACUGCCAGCAUUAUCAUCACCACGCCGGAGAAGUGGGAUAGUAUGACACGAAGAUGGAGAGAUCAUUCCAAGUUGAUGCAACUAGUCAGGCUCUUUCUGAUUGAUGAAGUUCACGUUCUCAACGAGACUCGUGGUGCUGCUCUCGAGGCUGUGGUAUCUCGAAUGAAGUCCGUCGGUUCAAAUGUCCGUUUCAUUGCUCUGAGUGCUACGAUACCGAAUUCAGAAGACAUAGCGACGUGGUUGGGCAAGAAUGAUACGCUGCAACAUCUGCCUGCUCAUAAAGAACAUUUUGGCGAAGAAUUCCGUCCGACGAAGCUUCAGAAAUUUGUAUAUGGUUAUCCGUGUACGGGGAAUGACUUUGCAUUCGACAGAAACUCUGCCAUCUCUACUGCAAAAGAGCUCGCCAAGCUGUGGUUAAACACUAUUCCUCAAAGACGAUUCUGGGCCGGAUCGGUGAGAAUGCCUGUUAUCAAGAAUACAGAUUUGAAAGCGCUCGUUGCCUCUGGUGUCGCUUUCCAUCACGCCGGCUUGGAUAGCGACGAUCGUCAUGCCGUUGAAAGAGCAUUCCUUGAAGGAAAACUGAGUAUCAUCUGCUGCACAUCUACGCUUGCCGUUGGUGUCAAUUUGCCCUGCUACCUAGUCAUCAUUAAGAAUACCGUUUGCUGGCAGGAAGGCGGUUGCAAAGAGUACACCGACUUGGAGAUGAUGCAAAUGCUAGGUCGUGCCGGCCGUCCUCAAUUCGACGACACUGCAGUAGCUGUCAUACUUACUAAGAAAGAACGAGUUCCAAUCUAUGAACAACUGGUAUCGGGCACAAUGCAACUAGAAAGUUGUCUUCAUCUUAAUCUCAUCGACCAUCUCAAUGCAGAGAUCUCUUUGGGCACGGUUUCGGACAUUCAAAGCGCUAUCAAGUGGCUUGCGGGGACUUUCUUAUUCGUGAGACUCAGGAGAAAUCCUACUCGCUACAAGCUAAAGGAAAAUGCAGAUCACAGAGAUGAGGAUGAAAUGCUGCAACAGAUUUGUGACAAGGACAUCAAACUUCUCCAGGAGACUGAACUUGUCGUCAAGCAAGGUCCUAUUAAGGCCACACCGUACGGUGAAGCUAUGGCCAAGUACUACUUAUCUGCAGUAUCUCAGGCAGAUGAAUUUCACGAGUUGCGUCUCAAGGCAGCGGAGCGCCCUUUCUACAGGGAGAUCAAUCGGGCUCACGGAAUCCGGUUUCCAAUAAAAGUAGAAUUGGUUCAGAAUGCUCAUAAGAUCUCUCUUCUCAUACAGUCUGAAUUAGGUGCUGUUGACUUUCCUUCUGCCGAGCAGUUCCAGAGACACAGAAUGCAGUUUCAACAAGAUAAGGCGAUUGUAUUCACGCAUAUCAAUCGUCUAUUACGGUGCAUCAUUGAUUGUCAGAUACACAACGAGGAUGGCGUUGCCGUGAGAAACUGUCUCGAACUCGCGCGGAGCUUUGCUAGUCGAGUCUGGGAGAACUCACCUCUUCAAAUGAAGCAAAUCGAUCAGAUUGGUGUCGUUGCGGUGAGAAAGUUAGCUGGUGCUGGCAUUAACAGUAUUCAGGCACUGGAGGAAACAGAGGCGCACAGAAUUGAUAUGAUACUGAGCAAGAAUCCGCCAUUCGGAAUGAAACUUCUUGCACGACUCGCAGAGUUUCCGAAGUUACGUGUAACUAUCAAACUGCUAGGCAAGGCGAGCAAGCACGGUGGAGCGGUGAGAGUCAAUUUCAAGGCCGACAUAGGAUUCUUGAAUGAGAAGACGCCAACAACUUUCCACAAGCGUCCUGUAUACGUUUGUUUCUUAACGGAGCUUUCUGAUGGUCGACUAUUAGACUUUCGACGCUUGAGUGCUCAAAAGCUACAGAACGAUCAAGAAAUCCUGCUUAGCGCGGAGAUCAAGAGUCCAUUGCAGCAUAUUACAUGCUACGUGAUGUGCGAUGAAAUCGGUGGAACAUGUCAAUAUGCAGAACUGAAGCCAGAUGUGCCUGAUUCGUUCUUCUCGGUUGACAUCCCAAUGAAAACUUCCCGACGCAGAAACGGUGACGGUCCAAGACUGAAAACUAUCGUUCAGAAUGAAGCUUUUGAGGAUGAUGAUAUUCCGGACGAUGCUUUCUUGGAAGCUGUUCAUGGUCUUGAUGAUCAUCCUCAGAACCAAGGUUCAGUGGACAGGGCUUCGAACAAUAGUCGAAAGAACGAACGGCAUACGAGUGACCUUCGCGAAGAUACCGAGGAGUUACAACCAGUCAUGCUUGAAAAUGGGAAAUACAACUGCAACCACAAAUGCAAAGAUAAAUCAACGUGCAAGCACUUUUGCUGCCGCGAAGGUCUCGAUAAGCCUCCAAAGGUGCACAAGAAUGCUCGUCAUAAUGAACGAACAAAGAGCAAUAUCCAGCUUCCAUUAAUCAAUAACGGUAUCCCAAAGACGCCUAUUAAAGGUUCACAGCGCAACGGACCCUCUUAUGAUACAAUUGAUUACCUCGAUCUCACCCAACCAACCAAGGAAGAGCAGCAUAAGCAACAUAUAGCCCCUGAAUCGAAGGCAAAACGAAUGGCCAAUCUAGACUUCGCAUCAUCUCAAGCGAUGUUGCCCAGGGCUACAGUCAGGAAAAUAGCUAGGAAUAGGAAACGAUCCAACAAUCGCCGACGACGUUCGUCGAGUGAGUACGAUGACAGCAGCUUAGAGGAGUUCUUCUCUCCAACGCAACAUGCAUUAACUGAUAUGACUAAUGGGGACUCGCCCACAAUCGGUACAAGUCUGGACUUGAAUGAUGACAGUCCUUACACAGGUCUUGUCGCAAAGGCACUAGGGCCACAGGACAGAUUGUCGUACAAUGCACCAAAACUUUCUUUCAAAAGAAAUGUCGGACCAAUGAGUGAUGCAACAAACAUCUCCAACGCUUCCAAGCGCCCAAAGAUCGAUAUGCAAUCUUCGUCCAACGGUGAUGCAGACACAAUUCAUGACCCAGUUAAUGAUUUAAAGAAUCAUUCACCUAACCAGCCUGAAUCGCAAAAUGAAUAUAUUGAUGCGUUGUUGUUGCAGGAAUUUGGCGAUAUCGUUAACUUUUCCGGGAUCUAA